This is a messenger RNA of Ornithodoros turicata, 3379 nucleotides long. Its product is annotated as zinc finger protein 675-like. The transcript is spliced from 6 exons. Gene Ontology annotation, cellular component: nucleus. Gene Ontology annotation, molecular function: DNA-binding transcription factor activity, RNA polymerase II-specific. Gene Ontology annotation, biological process: regulation of transcription by RNA polymerase II. The record is from RefSeq and is a predicted model, not a curated record. The coding region runs from base 733 to 2175 and encodes 480 amino acids. Lineage: Eukaryota; Metazoa; Arthropoda; Arachnida; Ixodida; Argasidae.
CCUGGUGUGGGAAUGUGGGUUUAGAGUAAGACUGAAGGAAUAGAUUUACACCACUAAGUGCAAGAAGCACGUAAAUCAUAAAUCGUCGCUUAACUGGUAGGGUAGUAUAGUAUUGAAGUAUGACAUAGUUUACUAUUGUUGUGUGAUCACAGUCAAAGUUAGCACCGGUAUGUUAUGUGCGCAGAAGGUAGAUAAGCUGCCUGUUUUGCUCUGUGCGCGUCUUUUGUUGGCUGUGCUUCACACAUGCUAUGCCGGGUAGAGCGCUCGGUAUGAGCGGAAUAAAAGUAUGCUAUGCUGCUACUCACCGUCUCGUGGAUUAGACAACAUAUUGGCGACGAGCUGGACGUACGAUCCACCAUCUCCGGAAAGAAUUCUCAGGGUAGUACAGUAACAACUUCGAGGGAUAUGGCAACACGCAUUGCUCAAGAUAUUCUGUGACGAGCAACAAUCGGGGAAGCACCUGGAACAGAACAACCUCAAGGAACAGGACACAGUCACCCAUGCACAAGCAAGUGUGAAAAACGAGGCUUCAUCUUCAAAAAACAGGUACCCCUCUCUGGCGUGCCUUCUGUCCUGACUGGGAACCCGCGAAGACGGCCUCUCUGAGGACCCCCGAAGACAGGCCCUCUGGGGACAAACACCAACAGUUUACUCCCCACGAAGGAAGAGGCGAGAGAUCCUUGUGUCCUCGAGUGAUCAAGCUCCAGCCCCUCGGAUUCACAACCUGAAGAGAUGCAGCUCUCAUCAGAGUUCAGUGGUCAGAUCGUGAAAGUGAAAUCGGAACCACCCGAUUUUGCCUGCCUGCCAGAAGAGGGCCAGGUACAGCAACAGCAGUGCAACGAGCUUUCACCAGGAGGUGAUGCUGAUGCAGUGACAUCUGGUACGUGUCACAUUAAAGAAGAACGUCGAGAGGAAUCUUCCAAUGAACAUCCAAUCAUAGAAGUGAAGACAGAGCCUUACAAUGUUGCAAUCAUAACAGAGCUGGACCAGAUGACACGCAACUGUGAUUCAAUACCUGAAGACGCAAGAGGGAACACUGAUACGCUCCAUAUUAAGGACAAGCCUAAAGGCACUUGUGAUCAAGAAUACUCUAGUUGCGCUUCUUCAGGUGCACAGUUCAGCACAACAACAGUUGAACUGCAGCCCGACGGCACUGCACUGUUCACUAGGAAUGACCAACCCGCUGAGCGACAUCGAGACCAGAGCAAGCCACGUGCACUCGCAUGCAUGUCGAAUGCCAGCCUCGAAUGCCACAUGUUUGCAGAGUGUCACAAUGAGUCUGAAAAGUGUUCCACUCCUCCUCCGACGGAUAUACAGAUGGGAGAGAAGGGUUCUGGGUGCAACAUCUAUCCCUCUGCAUUCUCGUGGUCACGAAGUGACGACAACCAUGUGGCGAAGCAUACUGAGAAGAGGCCAUACAAGUGCGAUGUCUGCCCUGCGGAGUUCAGUCAGGGCGGGCACCAACGGCAGCACAAGCGAGCCCACACGGGCGAGAAGCCAUACAAGUGCGAUGUCUGCCCUGCGGAGUUCAGUCAGGGCGGGCACCUACGGCGGCACAAGCGAGCACACACGGGAGAGAAGCCAUACAAGUGCGAUAUCUGCCCUGCGGAGUUCAGUCAGGGCGGGCACCUACGGCGGCACAAGCGAGCACACACGGGAGAGAAGCCAUACAAGUGCGAUGUCUGCCCUGCAGAGUUCAGUCAGGGCGGGCACCUACGGCAGCACAAGCGAGCACACACGGGAGAAAAGCCACACAAGUGCGAUGUCUGCCCUGCGGAAUUCAGUCAGGGCGCGAACCUACGGCAGCACAAGCGAGCACACACGGGAGAGAAGCCAUACAAGUGCGAUGUCUGCUCUGCGGAGUUCAGUUGGGCCGGAAACCUACGGCAGCACAAGCGAGCACACACGGGAGAGAAGCCAUACAAGUGCGAUGUCUGCCCUGCGGAGUUCAGUCAUAGCGGGAACCUACGGCGGCACAAGCGAGCACACACGGGAGAGAAGCCAUACAAGUGCGAUGUCUGCCCUGCGGAGUUUAGUCAGGGCGCGCACCUACGGCGGCACAAGCGAGCACACACGGGAGAGAAGCCAUACAAGUGCGAUGUCUGCCCUGCGGAGUUCAGUCAGGGCGGGCACGUACGGCAGCACAAGCGAGCACACACGGGAGAGAAGCCAUAGAAGUGCGAUGUCUGCCCUGCGGAGUUCAGUCAGGGCGUGCACCUACGGCAGCACAAGCGAGCACACACGGCAGAUAAGCCAUACAAGUGCGAUGUCUGCCCUGCGGAGUUCAGUCAGGGCGUGCACCUACGGCAGCAGAAGCGAACACACACUGAAGAGAAGCCAUACAAGUGUGAUGUCUGCCCUGCGGAGUUCAGUUGGGGCGGAAACCUACGGCGGCAUAAGAGAGCACACACGGGCGAGAAGCCAUACAAGUGCCACCUCUGCCACGCAGAGUUCAGCCGCAGCGGGCCCCUACAGCAGCACAAGCGGGCACACACGGGGGAGAAGCCAUACAAGUGUGACGUUUGCCACGCAAAGUUUAGUUACAACGGGAAUCUACAGCAGCACAAGCGGACACACACGGCUGAGCAGCCAUAAAAUUGCAACCUCUGUCCUGCAGUGUUCAUCCACAACCCAAACUUGCGGUGUGAAACAUGUGCAGUCCCUGUCGUGUAGAAUAUCACAAGCAGACAGCCUGCAGUGAGAAACCACAAAGGAGCGUUCUCUGUUCUGCAAAGCUGAGGCACAGCACAAACCUGCAGUGAAACAAGAAGACCUACAUGGAUGUGAAGCCAUACAAGUGCAACCUCUGUGCUGUAGAGCACGAACGCACAAAGUUAGAGAAGCCGCUGCUAGAGCUAGUUCAGCCAGAGCAUGAACCUGUGACCUAACAUGCAGCCACGACACACUUGGGAUGGUGACCAUACAAGUGCUUAGAGGCCGCGUACACUUUAAAGUGCACCAGUCCUGGGCUGUCGCAUGUCCUUGAUGCAGACAUCUGAAGGAGCACAUGCUAAUGCACAGAUAGGCGAACGCUAUUCCGAUGCGAUCUGUAUUCCGCCGUAGUUUACUUGUGUUUCACAUUUAUGAAACUCUCACUCACGAACAGGCAGAGGGUAAAAGGAGGUGGCGACACAUGUGAAACGUAAACAAACAAACAAACAAACAACAAAGUGACAGCCAUACAAUGGCUCUGAACUGCUAACCAGUGUUUACUUCCAUGAAAAACAUGCAUUGCAUUGCUUCCGUUUUGCCUCUGUGUUCCUUUCUUUAUUCCUUUCCUCUGUUUAUGAUGAAUGCUUCGUUUACGCCCUGCAUCUCCUCACCUGAUGACAUAAACGAAUAAGUCAACCCAAAGAAAUAAAAGAAUAUUUCUACAAGA